UGGCUUCAUUUUUCCCUUGAUUGAUUGAGCAAGAGCAAUGAAGAGGACACCCAUGGUGGUGCCCUUUUUAGCUCUUCUUUCUCUAAUAUUCGUCUCCACUAAAAUCCAUCCAUAGCACACCUUCUUUGAUCCAAUAAUUCAACCAAACCAAUCACCAAACAAAAAAUUCCAAAGAUCCCACUUACCAAAACCCCUAUUUCUACCUUGUAUUUGAUCCAUUUCCAGGAAAGAUUCUUACUCAAGAUGGAUCUUGAUGAGUGGGAAUUCCUUCCCGAUCGAAGGUUCCUAGAUUUUCCUGAAGAUUCCGAUGAGAAAAAAAUCAUCUCAGGGAAGCGUAGUUACAGUUCUAAAACAUUUUUUGAUAUGAAUUACUUCUCACCAAACUCUCCAGGAUCAAGAUCAAAUUCUGGGAAAGUACCCAAACAGCUUGUUCCAAUUCCUUUUGACCUGGAACCAGGACUUGGAAAGUCUCCAGCUCCAGGUGAUGAAUUUUCUAAAGAAAUCAUCAUCAAAACUCCUGUAGAUGUUAAUUUUAUCCCGUCCGUGAUCGCUGAGAAGAUCAACAAGGGUCCUGUUAUUGGAUCCCUUGAAGCCGAUCAAGACUCAGUGUCACAAGUUUUCUUCAAGAAAAUGAAGGAAAAUGAAUUUGUCGACAUGAAAAUGGACUCACCGAAGUCCCCAACUUCAAGAAACCUCAUGCCUCAGGUUGAUCCAGGCACGUUCAACUUUGAGGACAAGAGUGACCAGGCCCUGGAAGGAAUGAAUUGUCAUUCUCCAAGGAAGACCACCAUCGAUUUUGAAGCUGAUCGGAAACAAGAAGCCACUUGGGAGGAGGAGGAGGAGAACGGUGGAGGCCUUAGUCUUUGGAAAUGGAGCUUAACAGGGGUUGGCGCUAUUUGCUCCUUUGGUGUUGCUGCCGCCACCAUUUGUAUCAUCAUCUUUGGCAGUCAACACAAGACUAAACAACAACAAAAUCAGAAGCUUCGUUUCCAAAUUUAUACUGAUGACAAGAGUGACCAGGCCCUGGAAGGAAUGAAUUGUCAUUCUCAAGGAAGACCGCCAUCGAUUUUGAAGUGA
Messenger RNA from Pistacia vera, 1077 nucleotides. RefSeq lists its product as uncharacterized. The transcript has 2 exons. NCBI's taxonomy places the organism in Eukaryota, Viridiplantae, Streptophyta, Magnoliopsida, Sapindales, Anacardiaceae. The coding region runs from base 244 to 1077 and encodes 277 amino acids. The record is from RefSeq and is a predicted model, not a curated record.